UUCUCUGUUCUAGCACUGCCUCUCUCUCUCUCUCUCUCUUUCUCUUUCUGUCUGAGACAAAAAAAAACACAUCAUCUUCCUUCUAUUGUUUCAAAAAGGGUUGGAAGCAGGCUUUGUCUCCACAAAGUUAAAAGAACUCAAACACAACGGACAAUUUACAGAAUGUCCGAAACGGAGUAUUCAAGCUUAAUCCGAAGUUUGAAGGAAGAAUUCAAUUUGAGAAAUUUCUUUCUCACAUAUCAGCAUCCAGCACAUUUUUGCACAGCUUCAUUUAAGAGACCCAAACACUUCUAUCUAAUAUGGAAUAUUUUCUGGAGCAUUUACCACGUGGCUGGAGUCUUGACGAUUUUUUGUAUUCAAAGAGAUUUCGAUAACGUUGCCAAAAUCCUGGCAUAUGCUACAAUAUGGGGUUACCUAUCGCUGUCCUUGACAGUCUUAACAGAUCUGGCAAUAGUAAUAUGCUUUCAAUAUAUACCAAGGUUUAAAAAUAGAGCCAACGGUCACUCACUCCAUUGGUCAAUGAAGAUGCUCUGGCUCUUUUCCAAUAUUUCCUACUCCAAUGGUGUAUUGAUCACAUGUGGAUAUUGGCUUCUACUUUAUCAUAGAGGCAACGGCCAUCAUAUGUACCUGAAUGUAAUGGAACAUGCCUUAAACAGCCUCUAUAUUUUGUUGAACAUAUUCAUAACAGCCAAACCCUUCCGUAUUUAUCAUGUCUGGCAAGACAUUACUGCUUUUCUCAUCUACAUAAUGUUUUCACUCGUCUAUUUCUUCAGUGGUGGAACAACAACAAGAAAUACUCGAGUUAUUUAUUUCUUCACAGACUGGAAUAAUCCAUCAGUUGCCAUUCCUUUCAUUUUACUCUUGUUAUUUGUUGGCCUUCCAAUAGUUCAUACGAUCCUGUUCUCUCUAUACAAACUAAGACUUUACAUUACAAACAGAAUGAAUACUCAAGAUCAAGAUGAAAAUAGCGAUCCAAAGAGUAAAUUGCCAGACUAAAUAACAAUAUCACAAAGUAUGUGUGUGUGUGUGUGUGUGUGUGUAUAUACACAUAUUGUAAGUAGAACAUAGAGGCUCAGUUAAUAAUAGAGGUUAAGAUGUUAUCAACACAUAG
Messenger RNA from Octopus sinensis (East Asian common octopus), 1111 nucleotides. RefSeq names its product protein rolling stone. The transcript has 5 exons. Lineage: Eukaryota; Metazoa; Mollusca; Cephalopoda; Octopoda; Octopodidae. The coding region runs from base 163 to 996 and encodes 277 amino acids. The record is from RefSeq and is a predicted model, not a curated record. Gene Ontology annotation, cellular component: membrane.